Arabis nemorensis is the source of this 438-nucleotide messenger RNA. Lineage: Eukaryota; Viridiplantae; Streptophyta; Magnoliopsida; Brassicales; Brassicaceae. The record is from the annotation of a GenBank genome assembly.
AUGGCUAGACCUCCACCACUACAGCCAUGGGGAGUCACCACGGAGCAGGAGUUUAAGGUUUGUGAUGAGAUCCGGAAGUGUAUUUUGCGGAUGCUUCGUUCGAUGUUAAAACAUCCAUAUGAAAAGUAUUCCGACAUGCCGAUAGAUGUAAAGGAGUCAUGGCAUCGAACAUUCGCGCAAAAGUUCACUUGGGACCAUAGGAGAACGACUCAAGUGUUGCAAACUUUUGACCAAUAUGCUGGUAUCCAAUACUCACGACACAUGUCACAAUGGAAGAGGGCUUACGGUAAGAAGAAGAAGAGAGCGAAGGAUUUAGAAGAUCAUGUGUGGAAAGGCUUUUGCGAGUACUGGAGUGUACCUUCGACAAAGAUCAUCUACGAGAAGAACUCGGAAAGUCAAGGGCCGCUUUGCUGUAUUGGGUGGACUUCCAAGCCUUGA